Messenger RNA from Umbelopsis ramanniana AG, 497 nucleotides. RefSeq lists its product as uncharacterized. NCBI's taxonomy places the organism in Eukaryota, Fungi, Mucoromycota, Umbelopsidomycetes, Umbelopsidales, Umbelopsidaceae. The transcript is spliced from 2 exons. The coding region runs from base 187 to 459 and encodes 90 amino acids. The record is from RefSeq and is a predicted model, not a curated record.
UCAGCAGAUGCACAUAACUCGAAGGUAUAGUCAGGGGAUGCUUUCUGUCAUGGAUUGACGUUGUGUAUGUUGGUGCCUGAGAUCCUUCAUGUUUUUGGACUGUGAGUGGUCAACUACACACCAUGUGAGCCCGGGGUAUGAAUCACCUGCCAAUUGCGGGAGAAUAUUCCGUUCAAACAGUCUUGGAUGGUACUUGUUUACAAGCUUGUCAUUUGUACAAAUGUCAAACCCAGGCAACUCGGUGUAAGAACUAUAUCCUUAUUAUCUUCGUUUAGACAUCGCAUCAUCCCAUUCUUUUGGUUAUUUGCGGCAAAUAAAUUGCUCAUGCCACUAGUCUAUAUCGUGAGACGGGGCACCAGAAAGCCUGUGUCCACUACGUCAGAACGCCUGAUGUCCAAUAUUACAGCCCUACAUUUAUUGACAAUUUUUUUUUUCCUACAACCAUUGGUGAGGCUGUAACAGAAACAUGGUUAUAGCGAAGGCGACGUCUUCCUAAG